CCCUCUGUUCUGUUCCCGGUCCUCUGGAACAUUUUGUUUAUGAAGCUCAGCUCCUUGUUCCAGCUGCUCCUCUUCAUCACGGCUCUUCCUCUCCCUCACAGCAGCUGGAACUGUGUGUUUAUGAAGAUCAGCGGCUCUUCCUCUUUAGGCUCUUGUUCACGGCUGAAACACACCAGACUGUCGGCAGGCUGGCGCUGAACCUCUGCGAACAACGAGCAGGCAGGCGUCAGGACGUCCAACUAUUAGUUUAGAUUUAAAGUAAUGAAAGAUAAACACGUCCUCCCUUCAUGCUUACUUUCAACAAAAAAGAAGCUAUGGAUAUUUGCGACGGGAAGAAGAGGAGAAAGGUAAGCGGCGUUGUGCGGGGCUGCAGGCGGAGUGUGGCCGCCAAGAUGAAGAGGGAGGCCGGCAUGGUCCUUCGCUCCCUCACGGUGGAGAACAACAACCACACGGAGCCAAUGGUGGAGGAAGAGGACGACGACUGCUUCUCAAUCGGCUUCCUGCGGAGCGAGCGGCCGCAUCCCGGCACGGUGGUGUCUCCCCGGUACAAUCUCCUGCGGGAGGUCGGCCGGGGCAGCUACGGGGUGGUUUAUGAGGCUUUAUCCCGGAAAACAGGGGCCCGGGUGGCGGUGAAGAGGCUCCACUGCGACGCCCCAGAAAACGUGGAGCUGGCUCUGGCCGAGUUCUGGGCCCUGACCAGCCUGGAGAACCGGCACCAGAAUGUGGUCCAGCUGGACGAGUGCGUCCUGCAGAAGAACGGCCUGGCCCAAAAGAUGAGCCACGGAAACAAGAGGUCCAGACAGUACCUGCGCCUGGUGGAGACGUCCCUCAAAGGGGAACGCAUCCUGGGUUACCCAGAGGAGCCGUGCUAUCUCUGGUUCGUCAUGGAGUUUUGUGAGGGUGGAGACCUCAACCAGUACAUCUUGUCCCGUCGGCCCGACCCCCACACCAACAGGAGCUUUAUGCGGCAGUUGACGAGUGCAGUAGCUUUCUUACACAAGAACAACAUUGUCCAUCGUGAUCUGAAACCAGAUAACAUUCUCAUCUCACAGAAAUCUGGUUCCCCUGUUCUCAAAGUCGCAGACUUUGGCCUCAGUAAAGUUUGUGCUGGCCUAAACUCCAAGAACAGUGAAGAACACCCUUCAUCAGCCACAGCAGCAAGUGGCAGAGGCAGUAACCAGAAUAACAUCAUCAACAUUAACAAGUUCUGGUUGUCAUCAGCUUGUGGCUCAGACUUCUACAUGGCCCCGGAGGUGUGGGAGGGCCACUACACUGCCAAGGCUGAUAUCUUCGCCCUGGGCAUCAUCAUCUGGGCCAUGGUUGAGCGGAUCACUUUCAUUGAUGCAGAGUCCAAGCGUGAACUGUUAGGCACCUACAUACGGCAGGGCACAGAGAUUGUACCUGUUGGGGAGGCCCUGUUGGAGAAUCCCAAGAUGGUUCUCCAUAUCCCUCAGAGGGCCAGGAGCUCCAUGUCUGAAGGCGUGAAAAAACUCCUUCAAGACAUGCUCGCAGUCAACCCUCAGGACAGACCAGACGCCUUCCAGCUGGAGGUGCGGAUGGACCAAGUCACAUGUGCUGCAUGACAGCCCCCACCUUUCCGAACCUCUCCUUUUUUACCCUAACCAGUCAACGAAGGAACCUCUCCUUCCCAGCUUUGUUUACCACACGGACAUGGACUCUGAUGGAAAAAGGGACUGACACACUGAACUGUGAACAAUCCACGAUCAUAAUUUGACUUGGAAGUGAUGGACGAGCUGAUGAUUCCGAAACUCUGGGACAGGUACAUGACGUAAAUCAGACCACAGCCGUGUACUCCAUCACCAGCCAUUCCCAGUCACUGUCACCAUGACGCUGAGGAUGUUUCACUGGAGGAUAAUGUAUCCAAGAGCGGAUUUAGAUGUGAUAGCCAUGUGUUGUUUUAUAUUUGUUUAUUUGUCCCCCACAGUCUCAGUAUAGGCCUGCUCUUCCCUAACAUUUGUAAUGUAUUGAGCUGUGGCACAGGUUACCUUAUUGGAUUGUAUGAGUGUUCUGAAAUCAAAGCAUGGGCUUGCCCACAUGUUACUAGAUAUGAUGGUAUCGACAGCAGACGACACAACACUGCCCCGUACAUCCUCGUGCCUUAAACAUGAUUCACACCAAGUGCGAUUUGGAAUUUUAAAUAUAAUAAUUUAAUGAGUUUAAGUGGAGGUGCACAUACCUAGACAAACUCUAUGAGUCAGGAAUUCCUUUCGUCAUAUGCAGGUUUCUGUCAAUCAACCAAUUGACUCUUUUGCUUUCAAUGAUGUCAUACUAUUCAACAAUAUUCUGGGCAGCAAUAAUGUGAAGUUGGACUGUGAUAAUCUGGUGUCUUUGCUCUACCCUAAAGCUCGAGUGCAGCCAUAAUGCUGAAGCUGAGUUCAGCUUUAACUCAAAUGAAGAUAUCGUUGUUUCAGUGUCACAUGUUUGCUCAUGUAAAGAAGGUUACAAGGAUUUCACAAAUCUGUGCCACACUCUGGAGGCAAAUUAACUGUGAAUAUUAAUAUGGUUAUUGUGUUGUUUUGAAGGGGUACUAGAGAAUUCACACAUUAGAAGUAGCAGGCCUGUAUCAACUCCAAUCAGUACUGUGCAGUUGUUAGUCAGACAAUGUCCAGCAGAGAAUCCGACUGGUUUUCUGGGGCAUUUGUUUCUGUUGAAUCCAAAGAACAUCCAAUUGUGUUUAUCAUCACUGCAAAACUUAGUAUGAACAUGUUUUCAAAAUUAAUUUAUGACCAAGAAACAAUUGGGAUAAUUUGGUGGACUAACAUCUAUUACGGUCAUUUUGUACUGAAUGUUUUUUUUUUCUUCUUUUUUUACAUUGAGGUUAACGUGGCAUUUGAUGACUCCUCACAAACAGAAAUAACACUGUAAACUUGGAGAUAUCAAGUUAAUGGGUUACUUGCAAUUGUGUGUCAUUAAGAGAUAUGGAGUGAUGUUCUAUAUGCUACCUUUUGAGUUUUAAGCUUUCUGAUUGUUGUGAUAUGAUUAACGGGUCAUUCUAUGGGAACACCUGAGCAGUAUUGAGCCAUCUUUGGUCAAAUUUUUCUUGAGUAUCUGAGUUGAGGACUCUCACAGGAAAUUUGCCAUCUGGAAAUAAUCUCAAAAUAUCCAUGGGAUACCCAUGCUUACUGUCCCUUCCCUCCUCCCCUCUUUAUUGAAUUAUUUCAGACUCUUUGCAGUGACAUGCAGCUCUGUAGAACACAUCCAGGCAGUGGUUGGUUGGAGCUUACUAUUUUUGCAUUGUGUUGAAUAUCAGUUUUGCUCUGAUCAUCCAACUACAUGUACAUCCUGUGGUUUAACACAAAUAUUGAGCCACACGUCUCAACAAAGUUCAAAUGCACAGAAUAAUUCAUAUAGAAAAAAGCAUACAGUGGUGAUCCUGGAAAAGGAUCAUAAAAGGGUUUGCAUGUUCGAGACCUAGAAUACUUCUAUCUUCCUCUCUCCAGCACAGAUGAGACAAAUGGUCCGAACCUCCUCUCGGCUUCAUAGCACUGUGUAGCACCUGGGUCGAGUUCAGUGACUCAGCAGUAGUUGUAGUAGACUUUGAGGCGUUUUGUAGUGUGGUCCUACCUCAUCCUCAGCACUCUGAAACUUCCUGUCUAUAUGACUCAUUAAUAACCUCGUCUUACUUUCUGAAACCAGGGGCACUUUGAUGGGACAGAACUUCUUCAAUCCUGAAUCAGCCUCUGACUGACUACUCUAUGGUGUAUGCUUAGCUACAAGGAACAUCUUGCUUUCCCCUUGAUAAAGGCUUCAUCUGCAGCACAGAAGUAGUCCUUCCUCAUGACCAGACCACAAUCAUUCUGUUUGUGUUCAAUAGCUACAGCUCCCAUAAGGUUAUAUUAGCAUCUAUGCCUCAGAGCAUUUUAAACAAAUUAGUAUAGCCGUGUUCAGACAUGACCUGCGUGUAAAAUCUGGAGAAGUGGUGUAGUGGUGCAGUCGGGUGCAGCAGACAGACACAGGAAGUGAUGUAUUAACUCGGAUGCAGAGCUCACGUGAUCAUGUUUACAGCAUCCCGACACCGUCGUUGUCUCUGCUCUUGACAUCUUCGCCAGUGUCUUCUAUGUCUAUGACACAGCUUUUUCACCCGAAAAUAUUAGUUUUCUCUUGUUUUUUUCCCGUUUUUGUGUCUGUCGUGUUUUGGAAGCUUAAGCAACCCCCCCACUCGCUCGCAGUUAACCCAGCGAAUAUAUCCCCUGCUGUGUUCACACAUCGACUAUUCCUGAAGUUCUACGGACUUUAUACUAGGAGGCCAGUCGGAGCCUCUCACUCGGAUAUUUGCGUUCACACAUGCACCUCCUCCGGAUAAAAUACAGAGGAUCUGCUGAGAUCAGUGCAUGACUGAAAGCAGCUUAUGAUACUCUGACCAUGUCUGAGGUGUUGCUAGCUGUUCCCCUUGAGAAGCAGGGCAAGAAAACCUGCCACCAUAGUUUCCUUGUGGCUUCUUCCCACUGCCUACCUAGUCUCAAAAGUAGAAAUUUAGCAGAAUGUGCUUCUUUUCAAUGUAAAUCUGAUUUAAAAUGCUGGCACAUGUGCUUAAAGUGUAGCACAGCUCAAAGAGCAAUUGGGAUUUAAGCUGGAGCUGUAGCUUUUGUAUGCUAACACAAUUGUUGCCAACACAUAAAGUUGUUCAACAUUUGGUAUGAGACUUUGGGUUUUCACUUUGUGCAGAAGGACUGCUGUUGCACGGACCAGCCCAGCAGUGUAAAAACAUACAUGUUUGAAGCGUUAAAGCUAACAUGGUUAUAUAACUGUAUAUGGCAUUGCUAUGUUGAUAGUGCAUAAGCUAACUGAGGAUCUUUACAACCUAAUCAUCAGUACUAACCCUUGUUGUCCUCUGUGUUUUUGUAUGUGCUGUUCAUUUAACUCCUAACUAGUAAUACUCCACUUGAAAACACUUCACACUAUGCAAAUCUUUCACUGCCUCACUGUAAGCACUGUAAAGAGCCAUGCCCCUCCGCAACAGCCGUGUAAUAUCUUGAGCUGUUUUUUCUCAGUGUAUAUUUCCAGUGUGUACAGAAAUGUUUCAUUCAAAUGUUGUGAACAACAUGAACUGCUUUUUGUUAAUGAAGCUGACAGCAGCCAUAAGAUGUUUGGGGAAGCAUAAUACAAUCAUUAUUUUUGACUUGUAAAUAUGUUCAACAAGUUUUUCUUGGAAUAAAUGAUCAAAACUAAAA
Messenger RNA from Hippoglossus stenolepis (Pacific halibut), 5192 nucleotides. It is a transcript of the gene stk35, whose product is annotated as serine/threonine kinase 35. Gene Ontology annotation, molecular function: protein serine/threonine kinase activity; ATP binding. Gene Ontology annotation, biological process: peptidyl-serine phosphorylation; axon extension; protein autophosphorylation. The coding region runs from base 288 to 1583 and encodes 431 amino acids. NCBI's taxonomy places the organism in Eukaryota, Metazoa, Chordata, Actinopteri, Pleuronectiformes, Pleuronectidae. The transcript has 3 exons. The record is from RefSeq and is a predicted model, not a curated record. Gene Ontology annotation, cellular component: autophagosome; cytoplasm.